AGGGAGCGGUUGACUGGGGCAGACUUUCACUCGUGUGGCUGAGCGAGGCGGAUGUGUAUUGUGCAGCGCUGGCUAGUGACUUAAACGCUCUGGACGUGACUCCCUAUCAUUGACAGUGCCUUCAGAAUUACUCCAGGAGGCUCCAUAUCAUCAGUACUUCAUCCGUGAUCCAGUAGGCGGCCAGGGGCUUCUCCAGCAGCCGCCGUGACGGGCCACUCACUACUUCCGACAGCCUCCACGUGACGCUCACAGUGUGCUGCUCCUUCUUGGCUCCUCCACACCUAGUGAGGGUGUUCUACCGGAGAGGAGUCUUGUACGGGCAGAUCAAGUUUGUGUGGACCCGUAACCUGAAGUUCGUGGCAAAUAACGAGUGGAAACUUCACCUGAAGCAACUCGUGUCUCCUUGCGCGGGUGGGCGGGGGCCACCCUCGUGGGGGAAGGAGGCGAGCCCGGGAAAGGAAAGGCAACUCAGGUAGCGGAAGGGGGUGGGCUCAGUGGAGCUUUGGAAGGCGUCGAGUGAGGACGUGUGCGCCAGGACUCAGAGUGUGUCUCAGCCACAUGUGAUCGGUGGUGGAUGAUGAGAGGAGUUUGCCUUUGUUAACUGACAGAAGAGACUCCCGCAGUGAUGGCGCGCUACCUGACGCUGCUGACGGCCCUGUGUCUGGCGGGGCUCUCGUCGGGAUUACAAUACGCCGACAUACAGUUGUUGAACUCGACGUGCACCCCAAAGGACACUUGUAACUUCGGCAAAGGACCUCGUCUGGGGGACUCCACGGACUGGAAGGCGAGGAACUGUUUCUGUGACGACCUUUGUGCCGACUACGGCGACUGCUGCGUGGACGCGAGUGCGUACGUGGCGGAGCAGCAGGUGACGGCCGUGGAUCACUACCAGUGCGUGCAUCUGAGGCACUUCGGGGAUCUGUACAUGAAGGGGACGUGCAUGGCUGGCUGGGAGGACCAGGCCGUGGCUGACCUGUGCACCAGCCACUCCCCGGACUCCAAGACGCCGCGGCAGGACCCCCUCUCCACCUUCCCAGCCACUAGUUAUGCCACUGCCGUCACCUACUCCAACUACUACUGUGCCGUCUGUAACAACGACUCCACGUCCCUGCAGCUCUGGAGCCCCCGUCUCGAGUGCCCGACGCUCGCCAGCUACCAGUCCCGCUUCAAGAACCUGACGCAGGAGUACGUCACUUCGAGGCUUGUCUACAAGGACAACAAUUGGGGUCUGCACAUAGAGGACGGGGGCUUCCCUAUCUUCCACACCUGCUUCCUGGACCCCAUGAUGCCCGAGACGGUGGGGCACCUAGUGAGGCCGUGCAAGCACAAGGUCAUGACAUGUGCCGCCGACUGGAACAACACGGAGGUGGAGGACAUGUGCCACUCCUACACGGCCGUCGUGUAUAAGUUUGACCAGGCCUUCAGAAACCCCCACUGUGCCCUGUGCAGUCACGUGGACCUUGAUGACCUGCUGUGCCAGCACGGGGUGUUCACUCGGUUUUAUUUUAGCGACGACUUCAACCCCAGCGCCUUCGCGUUGCUCUUCGACUACGCAGACGGAGGCGGGAAUGCUGUGGGCGCGGCCUGUGAGAACGGCGAGGUGUUCGACCCGUUUUUCAAGAAGUGCAGGAAUGUGGUGUGUGGGAAGGCCGAUCACCAGUACAGGUUUGGCCGCUGUGUUUACGUCGGUGAGCCCACCACCUCAUCCACCACAACCACCACUCCGCCAUCCACCACCGCUGACGAGGAGGAGCGCUCCGACUACAGCGAGGAAGGUCUGGACGUAAACAACUCCACCACGCCCCUUCCUGAGGAGGAAACCCCGACCUCUAUGCCCCCCAUCGCCUUGCCCGGGGGCCCGGAGGUGGCCGCCCGCCCUCACAACACAAGCAAGUCUCAGUCCCUGUCGUGCGAGAGGUUCCUGCUGCCGACCGACGAGUACACCAUGACGGACAACGGCACGGUGGUGGUGGAGAAGUACGGACGCACAUACCUGCCCAACGAGUACGAGAGGAUCGAGGGCGGCAUCCUGGUGUGCAUCAUCCAGCCGGAGGUGGGCAAGUUUUCACGCCUCAUGGGUUGGGUGACGCUGGCUGGCCUCGGCCUCUCCUGCGUCUGCCUCAUAAUGCACCUCAUCGCCUUCGUCAUUGUGCCUGACCUCAGAAAUUUGUCCGGCAAGAACUUGGCGUCCCUGUGCCUUGUGCUCCUCGCCGCCUACGCCACCUUCAUCCUGAGCGUGUUCGGGGAGCCGGGCAAGCGGGAGUGCUUCGUGCUGGCCGCCGCCAUGUACUACUUCUUCCUGUCGUCCUUCUGCUGGAUGAACGUGAUGGCGAUGGACAUUUGGCGCACUCUGCGGCUGGCCACCUCGGAGCUACGGGUCAGCUCGGGGAAGCAGUGGGUCAAGUUCAUCACUUACUCCCUCUACGGCUGGCUGGUGCCCGCAAUGGCCCUCGCGGCACUGGUGACCCUUGACCUGGUGCGCCCCGUGGGCAUGGCAGCCGAGUACUACCCGUACCUGGGCGAGCGGUGGUGCUGGUUCGGCCACCGCAAGGCCCUGCUCGUGUUCUUCGCGGCCCCGCUCAUGGCCAUCAUGGUGAUCAACAUCGUGCUGUUCAUCCUAUCGGCACGCAUCAUCGCCGAGACCACGCAGUCCACAGCCAAGAUGACCACCUGCUCACCACACCACCACCAGUUCAAGCUGUACAUGCGCCUCGCCCUCCUGAUGGGCGUGUCGUGGAUCAGCGGCAUCGUGGCGGGCUACCUGCAACUGGAGGUCAUCUGGUACAUCUUCGUCCUCUUCAACACCCUGCAGGGCGUACUGCUCUUCCUUGGGUUCACGUGCACCAGGAAGGUCUGGCACGUAGCUGGGCCUGGCUGCUGGCGGCGGCUGUUCCUGACCCGCCGCGGGCCCUGGGUGGUGCGCAGCCCCUCCUCCAGCAGGCAGGGGCUUGAGUCGCGGGACUCUCAUGACUCCCAGCUGUCCCAACACUCCCACUCCUCCGUCACGCAACUCGCCUCGAACUCGCGCACGUCCGUAGAUGCCUUUUAGGGCCUCACCCACCUUGUUUGUUCCUGAACGACCUGUGUGAGGAAGUGUGUGUGUGCUAAAGUGAAUGGUUGGAGUGAAAGACGUGUGCCCUGAUGUGUAUAAGUGCAAGUGAUGGCGUAACUAUUCAGCGAGGGCAGAAGAGGUGUGGCGUGUGUGCGUGUGUCGGUGGAGUCUGCCGAACGUGACCUUAUGCUAGUCGUGUGCUUCCUUUACUCACUAAGGUGCCUCCUGCCUCAGUACUUCUUAGGGUGGCGGUGGCGAGUCUUGGAUGUAAUUGUGCUUUUGUUGAAGUUUCACGAGUCGAACUUGCAACAGAUUUUUUUUCCUGAAUGACUCGUCUACCAAAGCGUGUAACUGAAUGUCUUGUUUUGUACUCCUAAUUAUCUUGUGUAACGUUUCAUGGCGUGUAAAUUAAUGUUUGGUAAGUAAUCAAACCUUUUCUGUGUCCUCAAAAAUAUGUGUGUGUAUGGAUGUCAAGAAUACUCACAAAUCCCUACUUGUUUGGUGUGCGGGUGACUGCGUUAUGGGUAUUCUCGUGCUUUUUUAUAUUAUCGUGUCAGAUGCCUUAUUUUUAUUUGAGAGUUCAGCCCGUGUGCAGGGCCACAGUGUAGUCAAGUGAGUGUAAAUACGAAUGUACAUAUUUUGAAUAUACUUUGUCAUUUUGAAAUAAACAUUAUCUUAUG
Messenger RNA from Eriocheir sinensis (Chinese mitten crab), 3732 nucleotides. RefSeq lists its product as uncharacterized. Gene Ontology annotation, molecular function: G protein-coupled receptor activity. The transcript is spliced from 2 exons. Gene Ontology annotation, cellular component: membrane. The coding region runs from base 626 to 3049 and encodes 807 amino acids. Gene Ontology annotation, biological process: cell surface receptor signaling pathway; G protein-coupled receptor signaling pathway. The record is from RefSeq and is a predicted model, not a curated record. NCBI's taxonomy places the organism in Eukaryota, Metazoa, Arthropoda, Malacostraca, Decapoda, Varunidae.